GAGGGGAACCAAAAAAUUUUCAGGUCGAAAGGCCACAUGUUUUUAAUUGCGGGAGCGUCUGACGGUUUGAUUCUUUAAAAGGAGGUGCACUCGUCUUCCAUUACUAUCAAUAUUCUUUAAGUGUUGUGGCACCAAAUAAACGUUGCUGGUCGGAUUAGCUUGGAUUUGGACAACUUUUAUUAUCCGGAGUUUAGCCAAUCAGGAAUUCUAGCAAAAAUGACUUCACCUACCACCAAAUUGAACAGUGGUUAUGAGAUGCCCCUCGUGGGCUUCGGCCUAUGGAAGGUUAACAAUGACACGUGCGCAGACCAGGUCUAUUCAGCCAUCAAGGCUGGCUAUCGUCUUCUCGAUGGUGCUUGUGACUACGGAAACGAGAAGGAGGUCGGCCAGGGUAUCGCACGGGCUAUCAAGGACGGCCUUGUCAAGCGCGAAGAGCUCUUCGUUGUUUCUAAGCUCUGGAAUACAUUCCAUGACAGUGACAAGGUUGAGCCCAUUGCGCGCAAGCAACUGCAGGACUUGGGUCUUGACUAUUUCGACUUGUUCUUGAUUCACUUCCCCGUCGCUCUCAAAUACGUUGACCCAGCUGAGCGCUAUCCUCCUGGGUGGACCGGCCCUGAUGGCAAGCUUGAGUUCAGUAAGGCCACUAUCCAGGAGACAUGGCAAGCAAUGGAGUCACUAGUCGACAAGAAACUUGCUCGCAGCAUCGGUAUCAGCAACUUCAGUGCACAGUUAAUCAUGGACCUAUUGCGCCACGCCCGUAUCCGGCCAGCUACCCUUCAAAUCGAGCACCAUCCUUACCUCCAGCAGCAGGAACUCGUCAAGUACGCUCAGAACGAGGGCAUAGUCAUCACCGCGUACUCGUCAUUUGGUCCUCUCAGUUUCAUUGAAUUGAACAUGUCCUCUGCAGAGAACACGCCCGCGCUUUUUGAUCACGAUGUUGUCAAGUCAGCUGCUACAAAGCACGGCAAGACUCCUGCGCAAAUCCUGCUGCGUUGGGCUACUCAACGUAACAUUGCUGUGAUCCCCAAGAGCAACAACCCCGAUCGCCUGUCCCAGAACUUGGACGUUACCGGAUGGAGCCUGGAUCAAUCAGAGCUUGAUGCCUUCAAUGGUUUGGAUUUGAACCUCCGUUUCAACAAUCCUGUCAAUUACGGACUCUACAUUCCCAUGUUUGCAUAAGUAGACUUCCUCAUUCUAGAUUAUACUAUUUCUCUUGAGACUGACUCUGCUAAAAUCCAUUCGUUGAGCUGGUUAUGCGGAACAACUCAAAUACAUGAUAUUUACGGAUUUGUGUACAUGUGUAAGAGUAGUAGUUCUACUCCGUCAGAAUAUAAGUUAGACUUUUUGAAUAUACAAUGGAUACUUAUACUUUUGUCUG
Messenger RNA from Talaromyces proteolyticus, 1378 nucleotides. RefSeq names its product putative D-xylose reductase. Gene Ontology annotation, molecular function: D-xylose reductase (NADPH) activity. NCBI's taxonomy places the organism in Eukaryota, Fungi, Ascomycota, Eurotiomycetes, Eurotiales, Trichocomaceae. The record is from RefSeq and is a predicted model, not a curated record. The transcript has 3 exons. Gene Ontology annotation, biological process: D-xylose catabolic process. The coding region runs from base 217 to 1179 and encodes 320 amino acids. Gene Ontology annotation, cellular component: cytosol.